GAUACACCGUCGUCCAAACAGAUCCUCUAAAAACUUGAAAUGAAACAACCAGCCAAGCACCUAUUUCCCCUUCCCAACUGUGUCUCUCUACAACAUUCCAGGCAGACACUAAACCCUAUUUAAACCCAGCGAACCCAAAAACAAAAGCAAAAAAAAUAAAAAUAAAAAUUAUAUAUGGCUUCCUCAGUAGUUCGAUCUCGCAUUUUAUCAAUCAUAUCAAGAAACAAUAAACCUAAUCGCAGAUUCUUUUGUUCAAAUAAAAAACCCAUCAUCUAUUCUCAAUCAACUAUACCCGAUCAAUCUGCGGCGGCGGCGGAGGCGGCGGAGGCAGCUCCGGCGCAGGCUGCGGGGAUUCGGGAGAAUAAGGCAUGGAACUUUUUCAAGUAUGGAAUUAUUGGCGCUCUCACUGGAGCCACUGCUUUUGCUGGAUACGCUUCUUACGCCUACAGUUUGCAUGAAGUGGAGGAGAAGACGAAAACAUUGCGAGAAUCAGUAAACUAUACUCCUAGUAAUGACGCUUCCAAUGUUGAGAAGUAUCAAGGUUUGCUGUACUCCACAGUGAUGACAGUUCCUGCUAAAGCGGUGGAACUUUACUUGGAUCUGAGGAAGCUACUGGAAGAACAUGUCAAAGGUUUUACUGAACCAACCUCAGAUAAACUUCUUCCUGAUUUGCAUCCUGCUGAGCAGCAUGUUUUUACUCUCGUUUUAGAUCUUAACGAGACAAUAAUUUAUAGUGAUUGGAAGCGUGACAGGGGCUGGCGAACAUUCAAACGACCGGGAGUAGAUGAUUUCUUGCAACACCUUGGACGGUUCUAUGAAAUUGUGGUGUAUUCGGAUCAGCUAAGUAUGUAUGUCGAUCCUGUUGUUGAAAGGUUGGAUACAAACCACUUUAUCAGGUACAGGCUAUCAAGGAGUGCUACCAAGUAUCAGGAUGGCAAGCAUUAUAGAGAUCUUUCAAAACUUAAUAGAGAUCCAGGGAAAAUCAUCUAUGUGAGUGGUCAUGCAUUUGAAAAUAGCCUUCAGCCAGAAAAUUGUGUCCCGAUUAAGCCAUUCAAGAUCGAUGAAACGGGUGAUGUACCUCUGGAUACAGCACUUUUGGAUCUUAUUCCGUUUCUUGAGUAUGUUGCUCGCAAUAGUCCAUCUGACAUCAGAACAGUUUUGGCAUCUUAUGAAAGAAAGGAUUUAGGAAAAGAGUUCCUUGAACGUUCUAAAGAUUAUCAGAGGCGAAUGCAAGAACAACGGCAGCAAGGCCGCCUCUGGCGUCGCUGAGGGCUCGAGUAUAGUGUAAAAUGUAGUAGUAACUCAAGUUUUGGUAGACAGGGAUAUGAAGUGAAGAUUUUGGCAUAGUUUUAAUGCUGGACACAAGAAAUUGUGAGUUUUCAUCCCUCUUCUUGGAAUCAUAAUUCUUACUAAACUUUCUAGAUUAUUGGAGAAAUCAAGAUUCGUUUUUCCCCCCACUGUAACAACACUCGGAUGUAUGCCACUGAUUUUUCUAGUGUUGCAACAAUGUGGCUGUUCUGUAAUUGAAGAUUGCAGAAAAUGAGACUAACACUCGGAUGUAUGCCACUGAUGAUCCAUUGGAGUUUGAAAUGUGAGGUCUGUUCGUCA
Messenger RNA from Populus euphratica (Euphrates poplar), 1608 nucleotides. Its product is annotated as mitochondrial import inner membrane translocase subunit TIM50-like. The record is from RefSeq and is a predicted model, not a curated record. Bases 175 to 1269 code for a protein of 364 amino acids. NCBI's taxonomy places the organism in Eukaryota, Viridiplantae, Streptophyta, Magnoliopsida, Malpighiales, Salicaceae. The transcript is spliced from 10 exons.